Pyrus x bretschneideri (Chinese white pear) is the source of this 3243-nucleotide messenger RNA. Its product is annotated as L10-interacting MYB domain-containing protein-like. NCBI's taxonomy places the organism in Eukaryota, Viridiplantae, Streptophyta, Magnoliopsida, Rosales, Rosaceae. Bases 2117 to 2722 code for a protein of 201 amino acids. The transcript is spliced from 2 exons. The record is from RefSeq and is a predicted model, not a curated record.
AUGGCCAUCGUACCCUCUCGCGUCUCACUUCUCACUUCUCUUUUCCUUGCUCUGGCAUCUCACUUCACUCAUUCAUGUCCACUCAUUCACUCCCAACUCCCAACUCGUCGUCCCAAAACCCAAUCUCCAACCUGAAACUUUCUUCCUCCCAGCGAUCUCUAUCGUUUUUUAGGUCAUUCUCCAAGUCGAUCUAUCUCGUUAUCUUUUAUGGGUUCUGUUGUUUUUUUAUGAAUUUCUGGGUUUUUUGCUUUUUUAUGGAAAAUGUGUACUUUUCUGGGUUUUUUUAUUUUUUUUUGGGUUAAUAGCUUCUUAUGGGUUUAAAGAGCUUGUUUUAGACAUUCAAUUUAUGGGUUUUGUUGCUUUGUUUGUUAAGCAUGAAGCUCUAUUCCCAGAGUCUCUCUUUUAAGUUUUUCCUGUUUCAAUUUUUUUCUGUAGAUUUGUUCGAAUCUGGGGUUCAUAUAUCUAUAGGUUUCAUUAAUAUAUUGGUUCUGUAAUUUACUAUAAUUUAAGGACACUUCUGAUUGCAUUUUCUUGCAUUGCUACAUUUCUAAGAAUAUUAUAUGCAUUUUCUUGAUUGUUUGGGAAUUGGUUUCAAAUUCCGGAGCCAUUUAUUACUGGGAAAGUUUGGAAAUUGGAAGAUUUUGAAUCACAUCCUGCUUACUGGUGAGUUCUUGCUUUGUGUUUUUCUUCAAUGGUGUUUUGGAUGGUUAUUUUUUGUUUGAUUUUCUUAUUAUAUGUCAUAUUAUAUAUGUCAUCUAUUGGAUAUUGGCAAUUAGUUAGAGUGAAUUUUUGGAUUAAUUAACAUGAAUGAUGGGUUCUUAAACAACAAAUCUUGAAGGAAUAUUCAACUACAAGAGGAGUGCCUUCGUGAACAUGGAUGCAUGUGGUGCAUGGUUGUCAUCAGGUUGUGCUGUAAGGUGGUGUGUUAAGGGUUGCAUUCUUAUAAUGGAUUAAUAAACUAGCCUCUAAUUAAAAAAAAAUUAAAAAUAAUAAAAAUAAAAAUGAUUAGGUCAUUGAUUGAAACUUGAUAUAGAGAUGCCUCAACUUUUCUAAUUCUAGACUUCUAAUGUGAAGGCUUUCACUAGUACAAUACCCAGUUAGAAUAGGAUGACUUUAAUCUAUAAGCACAAUACCCAGUUAGAAUAGGACGACUUAAACAUCAUCUUGCCAUGCAAAAUAAAAGCAAAAGAGUUACCAUUGUAAAAUCCACCAGCUGAAUGUGCAGCAGAGGGAUCUUCAUAGGCUAAACAUGCGUUGCCUUUGUUUUUUCCAGACUCAUCUGUUUAUAUUUUGAUAUUAUAUGGCCAUUGAUCCUUAUAGCCAUGUUUCUGCUUAAUUCUUCCUACUUGAACAAUAACUUAGCAUUAAGUAACCAAAUAAAUGUAUACCAAUUUGUGGAGUUGACAAGGCAAUUUAACUUGUUCCUACAACUGCUAGAGAACUGACCCAAAUACACCUAUCCUACUCUUAAUCAUCCUCCCUCUUUCACCAUGGGGCUAACCCCAGUGGCUUGUCAUGAGUUCCAAUUUUUGUUUUACUCUUCGUCGUUGUUUUACAAGUACAGAACAAGGCUGCUACAACUAUAUUACGUUCACUUGUACAACAUUUGCACUUGAUAUACAAUGUUGACCCGUCUUCUUAUAGUAAUAGAAGGGUGAAGCACAAAUAGGUGUCUUAAGAGAAUGAAGAUAUGAACCCAAUAUUUAAUCUUUUGUUUUAUCAAGCAACACGAUCUUAAUGCUUAGAAUAAAAUAGAAGCGUCGUCAUUCUGUAUUUGCUACAGCUGGUAAAUGAUGAGCAUGGUAUUGCCAUUGGUAUGGGUUGUGGCACUCAAAGUAUUGCCAUUUGUAAUGAUAUGCAUGGUAUUGUCAUUGCUACAGCUGGUAAAUGAUAUGCAUGGUAUUGCCAUAUGUAGCUGAAUAUUCAUGGAUUUUUAGAUUACUUGACAUGAAUGAUGCAUCCAAUACCACAAAGCUUUUAGUUGAAUUUUCGUUCGAGUGUCUUUCCUUGUCCAGUUCCUUUAGCUGUUUGAUUGUUCUGUGAAUUGCUGUCAUUUGUUCUUGUUUUAAUAUAUAUAUAUACACACACAACACACACAAAUCAGUAGUUGGUAUCGAUGGCAAAGAAGGGGGCAUCUUUGUUAAAUCCUUCAACUACAUGGAAUGCCCACAAUAUAUCUAUAUUUUGUGAUGUUUGCAUCAAGGAGGUUGAGGCUGGAAAUCGUCCGGGCACUUACUUUAGCAAAGAAGGGUAUGCAAAUAUUAGAGCUAACUUCAAGGCAGAGACAGGGCAUGAUUAUGAAAAAGUGCAACUGAAAAAUAAGUGGGAUGCACUUAAAAAUGAGUGGAAGUUGUGGAAAGAGUUAGUUGGUAAAGAAACUGGCUUAGGGUGGAAUUCGAGCAAGGGUACCAUUGAUGCCUCUAAGAAGUGGUGGAAUAAUAAAAUUCAGAUAAACAAAGAAUAUGGAAAAUUGCGAAAAAAAAGCAUUAGUCCUGAGAUAGAGGACAAGUUAGAUAGGAUGUUCUCGAACACAGUUGCUACCGGUGAACAUGCUUGGGCACCUUCAUUUGGAGUACUACCAGAGACAAGAAAGGAAUCUAUACGACAAAUUGAUUCAAAUGUUGAGGAUGAAGCUGAGACCAUGCAGGAUCUAAGACAUGCUAGUAGGAAAGGAAAAAAAAGAGCGGCUAACCAAGGAGAAUUGCAAAAAAAAAAAGGUUGAUAAGAAAGGGAAAAAAAUUGCAGGUGCUGCAAAACUUUGUGGUCAAAUUGACCGUCUUGUUGAAACUUAUGAAACUAGGAGUUCUGCAAACUCAUUGAUAUCCAAACUGCAUAUAGGUUGUAGUAUUCCGGAUUGAUAGUGGCUGUUGCACAAGUGCCUGGUUGUGAGCCACUUAGCGAGUUAUGGCUGUUUGCUACAUGUUUAUUUUGUAGUGUAGAGAAGCGAGAGGUGUUUGCCACAAUAAAAGAUCCUGAAGUCCAGCUAACUUGGUUGAAAUAUAUGUUCAACAAAGAACAGUAAGGAGCUAAAACCAUGAAUUAGGACUAUGUGGUUUGUACUUUGCAUUAAGAUUAUGUGUUGAAUGUUGCUACAUGUUUAUUGAAUGUUGGAUUAUAUGUUGAAUGUUGAAUUAUGAUUUGUUGUUAAAUGUUGGAUUAUGACUUGUUCUUGAAUGUCGGAUUAUUACUUCUUAGUGAUUGUUGGAUUAUGACUUGUGGAAUGUUGAAUUAUAUGUUAGGUUA